Molecule: messenger RNA, 2937 nt
Organism: Talpa occidentalis (Iberian mole)
Lineage: Eukaryota; Metazoa; Chordata; Mammalia; Eulipotyphla; Talpidae
Gene: SOD2
Product: superoxide dismutase 2
Exons: 5
Coding region: 16-684 (222 amino acids)
Biological process (GO): superoxide metabolic process
Cellular component (GO): mitochondrion
Molecular function (GO): metal ion binding; superoxide dismutase activity
Source: RefSeq, a predicted model, not a curated record
GGCCGGCGGGGCGCCAUGUUGUGCCGGGCGGCGUGCAGCGCGAGCCGGAAGCUGGUGCCGGCGCUGGGGGCCGCGGGCGCCCGGCAGAAGCACAGCCUCCCGGACCUGCCCUACGACUACGGCGCGCUGGAGCCGCACAUCAACGCGCAGAUCAUGCUGCUGCACCACAGCAAGCACCACGCCACCUACGUCAACAACCUGAACGCCACGGAGGAGAAGUACCAGGAGGCGCUGGCCAAGGGUGACGUGACAACUCAGGUAGCUCUUCAGCCUGCACUGAGGUUCAAUGGUGGAGGUCAUAUCAAUCACACCAUUUUCUGGACAAACCUGAGCCCUAAUGGUGGAGGAGAACCCAAAGGGGAAUUGCUAGAAGCCAUCAAGCGAGACUUUGGUUCCUUUGACAAAUUUAAGGAGAAGUUGACUGCUGUAUCCGUUGGUGUGCAAGGCUCAGGCUGGGGCUGGCUUGGUUUCAAUAAGGAACAGGGCCGCUUACAGAUUGCUGCUUGUUCUAACCAGGACCCCCUGCAAGGAACAACAGGUCUUAUUCCAUUGCUGGGGAUUGAUGUAUGGGAACAUGCUUAUUACCUUCAGUAUAAAAAUGUCAGACCUGAUUACCUGAAAGCUAUUUGGAAUGUAAUCAACUGGGAGAAUGUAACUGAAAGAUACAAGGCUUGCAAAAAGUAAAACCUGACCCUCAAACUGAGUACAGUAGCUCUUCACGUACUUUUGCAGUAGCAUAGAAUACCACCAUGUCCCAGUAAGUUGCUUUGUUGUAAUAUUUCUUAAUGUGGCUUAUUCCGAUAUUUAAUAAAUAUAAUUUAAUGCUAUGAAUAAUUUCUUGUAUUAAAAUUUUGUUAUCAGACAAUUAUUUAGAAAUAUUAAAUGCUUUGAAUGAUUUUAGUCUUUUGAUUGAACAUUUUCUUUUGAGACCUAAAAUAGCUGGGAAGUUAUAAUUGUCACAAAACCAUUAAAAAAUACCAUUGCUAUACUCUUGGGGCCUCUAGAGUAACCUUUCUAAACCUGUUUUAUUGCACUUAUUGAAAAUCUGGUCUUUGGCCCAUGUUGUUUGACAAUAAAAUAUCAUAUUUACCUCCCAAUGGGAAUAUUCAGUUUUCUAUUGUGAAAAUGCUCUAUUUUUAAGUUGUCCCCUGUCUAGAAUCACCUCUGGUAGUGAUCACUGGGUAGUUAAUUAAGGUUACAUGUCACACAAGGUUCCACUGACCAUUUUUUUUAAAUGUAUAUAUAACUUAAUUGCUAAAUGAGAAUUGCUUUAUUAUGAGAAGGAAAUAGUUGUGCAUCUGAAUUUUUCUGCAAGGAGGACUCUAAAGACCUGUGCAACAUUUCAUGUGAAAGUUUGUCUGCUAACAUAGAAAUAUGUGUUACGUAAGUGCUUAAAACAAACAAAUCAGAGUCAGAUUGGGAAACUCAGUGAUUAGGAUGGGGCCACAGACUGAUCUGAUUGGGCCCUGCCCCUCUUCUUUCCUUCCUUUUCAUGACCUCCCUCCCUCGAGAGAGCUGCAUGCACCUUCUUGAAGCCACCUUCCAAACAGAAGCAACUUGAUUUUUGGAUGAGGUCAGCAGUGUGUCUCAGGAACAUGUAUUUUCAGGCUUAGUUGUGAGUUAUUCCAUUCUUACUGAUGAUUUCCUUUUGUUUUUUAAGUGGUACAGUCACUACAGAAAGUUCAUAUUGUUUAGUUUUUCCAGUAAAGGAAAAACUAUUAGUACAGUAACACAGAACAUCAGAUUGUUUAGUUUUUGAAGAUUUUAAAUACUUUCCCCUGGGUCCUCCCUGGUGGCCUAGGGGUUAAGUCUCAGCCCUAUCACCUCAAUGGCCUAAGUUAGAUCCCCAGCCAGGUGGGUGACCCACAUGGUGCAGCAGACCUCUCCUGUCUCGCCUGCUGCUCCCCUCAACAGUGUGUUUCAGUCAAUCCAUCCGCCUGUCCUGCUCCCCUUCUGUCUCUGGUGAAUCCUCUCACAACCCCCAACCCCAUACCACUGGCCUAUGCCCCAGUUCUUCUAUGCAAAAAUAAAAUCUUAAAAAAAUUUCCCCUAACUUUUCCUGGUUUCCUCCCCCCCCCACAAUGGAAAAAUGGAGUGACUUAGCAGUUUCAAUAUUGAAGACUGAAAUUUAAAAAAAUUGAAGGUACUUUUAAAAUACAAUUAGAAAAGUGUUUAGACUUGAUUGCUGUCGUUUAUUUACCAUAGCAAAGGGACCGAUGGCGUGCAGAUGGGAGUCAGGAUUGCUGUUGCACGUGUGUGUGUGUAAACAUGUAUGCACACCCACAGGCAGUGAACUGCUCAAACAGACCAUCAAGAAAAGUUGGGCCUUUUUGAAAGACAGACUAGAAUACAGCGGUCUGCUAGACCCUGGUUUGAAAGACAGACUAGAAUACAGUGGUCUGCUAGACCCUGGUUUGUGCUGAGCCAGCAGGCAUGCAGAACCUGCUGCCUUGUACAAGCUUUCUCGCCCUUCCUAAGCUUUAACAUUUCAAAAAAAUUCAGUGUUGAAAUUUCUAUGGAGCUCUGUUUUUGCUUUAUCUUCAUCUUGAGAGGAGGAGGGAUAAGGUUUUUCAAUAAGGUUUUUUUUCCCUCCCUGUUGGAUAGAUUUUAAGCAACUGAGGUAAUUAUAGACUUGGAUCAAUCCAGCAGAAAAUGAGUCUUUACGAGUCUGCUUAGCCCUGUUUCUCGCAGUUGAAAAGAGAUGGACAAAUUGAAACAACAAUUCCUUCUGAAGCAAACAAGGGUCAGCCACCCAAGGAUUCUGUGGCCCGGCCCGCGUGCCUGCUGUCACCAUAGCUGCGCUCAGACACCACCUGUGACUCAUGCUUUGCUGGAACAACGCCAACAUCCUGUAUGGGAAGUGGUAGCUGUUGCUUGAACUGUUGUGCAAUAAUUAAACUUUGAUGUUGAGAAAUGACAGCUUCCUUGUAUACCUCA